Messenger RNA from Zootoca vivipara (common lizard), 8760 nucleotides. RefSeq names its product zinc and ring finger 2 (gene ZNRF2). Gene Ontology annotation, biological process: proteasome-mediated ubiquitin-dependent protein catabolic process; protein K48-linked ubiquitination. Gene Ontology annotation, cellular component: intracellular membrane-bounded organelle; cytoplasm; membrane. Gene Ontology annotation, molecular function: ubiquitin protein ligase activity. NCBI's taxonomy places the organism in Eukaryota, Metazoa, Chordata, Lepidosauria, Squamata, Lacertidae. The record is from RefSeq and is a predicted model, not a curated record.
GGCGGCGGCCGGGCAAGCGAGCGAGGGAGGCGCGGCUGCGCAGAGGUGCCGCCCCCCUCGCCUCACACUUGAGCGAGCGCGCGAGCGGCCUCUGAGGCGGGCGACGGGCCGCCGCUGCUUUCCUCACGCCACGACCACCGCGGCAAAGACGAUGGCCGGAGCGGCGGGGCCGAGGAGCGCUUGGGCAGCGGCUGCGUCCCCUCGCAGAGCGGUACUAGCUUUCCCGUCCUCUUCUCCCUCGCCCGUCGUCGUUCUUCUGAGGGACUCACCGCGGCGGAGGCACCGCCGCCUCAGCGCCGAGCCCGCCCGCUGAAAGCCGCGGCUCUUCUCCCUCAGCUGCCGGGUCCGGGGAAAGGAGCGAGGGCGGCGCGCUUUCGCCUACCCCGCCCCGUUGGCGGCGGGACCCGCACAGGGAAGCAGCCGAGCCUGAGAGGAACCACAGCCAGACUGCGGCGGCGGCGGCGGCGAGGAAAAGGGGGAGAUGGGCGCCAAGCAGAGCGGCCCGGCCGCCGCCAAUGGCCGGACCCGGGCUUACUCCGGAGGGGACUUGCCUUCCAGUAGCGGCGGCGGCGGCGGUGUGAACGGGCGGCCGGCAGGCGGCGCGGCGAGGUACACGCACCUGGCCCCGGGAGGGCAGCACCACGCGGGGCCCGGCGGCUCGGCCAGCGGAGCGGCGGCCCCGGCGCCCCGGAGCAGGUCUCUGGGAGGGCCGGGCGCGUCCGGGGCUCGCGCGGCUCAUUCUGCCUUCAACAUCCCCAACAGCAGCGGCCUCUACGGCUCGCAGGACUCGGUCAGCAGCACCCCCGAGGAAGGGGGCAGGGAACGGGCCGCGGCCGGAGGAGGAGGAGGCGGCGGUGCUGGAGGAGGACACGGCAGCGGCGGCGGGCCCCGGCUCGUCAUCGGCUCGCUGCCCGCCCACCUCUCGCCUCACCUGUUCGGAGGAUUCAAGUGCCCUGUUUGUUCCAAGUUUGUCUCUUCAGAUGAAAUGGAUUUACAUCUUGUGAUGUGUUUGACAAAACCAAGGAUAACCUACAAUGAGGAUGUGCUGAGUAAAGAUGCUGGGGAGUGUGCAAUAUGCCUGGAAGAGCUGCAGCAAGGGGAUACAAUAGCACGAUUGCCUUGUCUAUGCAUAUAUCAUAAAGGAUGCAUAGACGAAUGGUUUGAAGUAAACAGAUCUUGUCCUGAGCAUCCCUCAGAUUAACGUCAGAGUUUCCUGUUUUGUGUAGUCUCUCACACUGAUCAUCACAUGUAAAGGAUUUGGCGUUCCAUCUUCAGAUGCCGAUGUGAGCCCAGACUUCUGUUUACUUUGUACCAGAAAGUUAAGAGGGAGAUGGAACAUGACACGGGACAAAUGAUGCGAAGCUGGAAGCUCAGUGCACAGACACUCAGCCUAAAGGAGACACAGGGAUUCUUGAAAAUGCUGCACAUCCUGGAAAAGUCCUUUUCCCACAGACUUUAUGGACAACAUUUUGUAUCUACAGGCCAAAGUUGCUAACUUUCAUUUUAAUUUUAAUUUUUUUUAAAGAAAACUGUCUACAGAAGCAGUUUGUUCUCACAAUCUUUCUUCAAUGGAAGCUGUGUGCUCCGGAUCAAGACUCUGGGACAUUGUACAAGGAAAAUGCCAUUUUGGAGUUGGAAUCCGCCCCACUCCCACUGUGUACCAUGAGCUUGGGAUUGGGGGUAAAGACAAUCUAUGAAGUACAUACAGUUAAGCAGUGUGAACUUCCUCAUGAAAUUUUGCACCCUUUAUGCUGUUCACAUUUUUUCUGUGAAAGAAUGCAACAUUCCUUGACUUAGGUUUUUGUUUUGUUUUUUAAGUAAAGCUUUGCCAGUGUGCAGCCCAAAGAGCAAAAUGUAAUCAAGGGAGAUCAUUAAUUGACGUCGUUGAUCAGGCUAUAGAGUUAAUUGAAAUCCGCAUACUGUACUGUGUUCAUUUCUAAUUUAUACUAAAAUUCACCUUUACUGCUUGUGGAUAUCAAUGCAGCAGCAAAACUAAAAAAAAGAAAAGAGAGAGCAUAAUUUAGCAGCUAUGCAAUAUUUUUUUAAAAAAUUAUAGGGAAAUAAGAAUUACCAUCUCUCAAGUGCUGCCAGUUAAGGUAAUUUAACGGGUAUUUUUUAAACAUGUUUCAGGUAGUUAUUUUCUUGUACUACUUUAAUCUCCAGCCUGUUUCUCUCUAGCUGAGUAGUCAGAAAGGCAGACAAAGUGAGGCAUUUCAUGGGGAUGGGACCUGGAUUGACUUUUGUGUGGUUUUUUUAAUUAUUAUUCAAGGUUGUCUCAGUGGCAGAUCAUAGUAGUUCAUGUUCAGUGCUGUUAGCCAGGCUUUUGACAGUAGCUAUAAUUCUGUACGCAGUUGCUCAUCCUUCAUCCCAUUGAUAUAAAUGGGUUUAAACAUACAUAACUGUGAGCAUAGGUUGGAAGGAACCACCUCUAUUUCUUGAACCAAUAGAACUUUACACUACUGUGGCUUACCAUAAAUUGAAAAAUGAGGGGUAUGGGAUAGGGCAAGGAAGAAGCUCACUAAGUAAAAUUGUGAGCUGUUAAUAAUAUAUCUGUUUCCACAAAAAAGGGACCCAUUUUGGAAGCUGUUAAUAGUACCUUGUAAAGUUUGUAACAAAAGCGUUGAAUAAAGGUGAUUGACACUUUUCACAUGUUUAUAUAGCAAGAAACAAGAUGUAUUUCACAUUAUUUCGUUCUUAAGAAUUAAAUGAAGCUUCUGUUAAUACCCCCCCCCCCAAAAAAGUGGCAAAUGGAGAAGGGUUAAGUAGCCCACUUCUAUGUCUGCCCUGCAAAUGUCUCCCUCACCCCACUUUGCACCUUCAAGGCCAACCUGUCCUUGCCACCCAAUACCUACUUCUGUCAAAUGAAAGGAAGCAAUAUGGUGGUUUCUUGUAGCUUUAGGAUUUUGGAUAGAGAGAAAAGAGCGUGGAAUGGAGUUUUAUUAGCCUGUAGGCAGCCUGUUACUCCUUUCUGGUAUCUCAAGUUCUUUUUACCUUCUGACAGUAAAGACUUGCAUUCAUUGGCUCUAAAUUAUGUAUCCAUCUCAUGUAACAGCACUGUAUUGUACCAUUCAGGGACUUUCCCUCCUUUUGAACUUAAAUCAGAUUUUUCUGCUGCAGCUGUUGGGAUUCAAUGAUUUUUUUCCAGGGAUCAUCACUGCUGGUACCAGAUGCUGAGGUUGGGACAAUAUAAGCAAGGCAGUAAUUUAAAUGUAAAUGUACUUCUGAUUUUCUGCACUAACUUUUCAUUCUCCACCUUUCCCAGUGUCCUGUUGGUACUUUACAUUUUUAAAUGUACAUGUAACACUGGUAUACAGGAGCUCUUAGGAGGAAGAGUUAAUCAAUGUACAGUGGAACCUCUGGUUAAGAACUUAAUUCGUUCCGGAGGUCCGUUCUUAACCUGAAACUGUUCUUAACCUGAGAUACCACUUUAGCUAAUUGGGGCUCCUGCUGCCGCCGCUCCGCCAGAGCACAAAUUCUGUUCUCAUCUUCAAGCAAAGUUCUUAACCCAAGGUACUAUUUCUGAGUUAGCGGAGUCUGUAACCUGAAGCAUUUGUAACCUGAAGCGUCUGUAACCCGAGGUACCACUGUACCUAUUCAUAGAUCAGGGAGCCAGGAUUGGCUGUGACUCUUGAGCAACCUGGAGUUUGAUUCCAUGUAAUUUGUAAAUGGCCCUGGAAUGUGAAUAUUUCAGACUGGGCACUUUUCAAUUGGGUUUCUUCACAUGUCUAUUAAUUGAAGUACCUUUUUUCCUUUGAGACCUCAAAAGCUUUUAUUCCAUUCCUUACAAAGAAAAAGCAGGUGGUUGCAGAAAUAUAUGUUUAUAUUGCUUGUUUUACUCCAGUACACUAAAGAAAAGAAAAGGAAGAAACCUGUAUUUUACUGUCAUUUGUUCCCUUGCCUGGUUUUGAGCCAGAGUGGGAUUUUCCAGAUACGAUUUUGCUUUGUCAAGCAGACAUGCUGGUAUGGAAAGUCCCCACUCUGCAUUGCCAAUGAGCUAAUCUCAGUGCUGAUCUUCUUGAUAGCAUAACUUGCUAUUUAUACUUCCUUGUCUUAGACUUUAAGCUUCAAAUCUCUUUCCUCCUUACUUCCUCCUUCUAAGUCAUUGCACACUGCAGUCUUGAGCCUUAUUCUGCCCUGCCUCUUUUAUUUGAGCAAACUCUUUUGUUGACCUCAAUUAGCACUCCAUUAUACAGAUCUCGCCAGAGGAGGAGCUUUUUCAAUCAUUUUGGCCCAACCACUUCCUUGUGUCCAGUAGGAGUAGCUUUCUUUAGAUGGCUCUGGCUUCUGAUCCAGCCCUGUGCAAUGAAACUGAAAAGCUCCAAAGUGCAGCCAGCCAGGUUCUUUUCUUAAGUACGGUGUCUGCUCUGAGUUCUGCUGGAUAUAUUGAAAAGACAGAAGUGCAUUGUUCUAAAUUAACUCAGUCAGGAGGCCAAAUUUGUGGUUGCAGUUCAGAAGCAGAACAAUGUAAAGUUGCUGCUGUUGGAAAAUUCUCGGGCUGCUGGAAGGCAUUCUCUAGAGUACAUUGGUAUGUUUCGUGCCACAGUGGUGGAAACUGUAAAAGUGAUGCAAAGCAGUGCUAAAGACUCAAAGCUGCUCGUGUGUCCAGGAUUUAUUUGGAAAAUUGUCUUGCUUUUGGUACUACUUUUUUGAGUCUCUGAGUUGCCAAUAGGCAAGACUCCCUAUCUGUUUGAAAGAAGUGGCAUCAAUGAUGUGCAGACUUUGCUUGCUGUCAGUCUAGUUCUUUAUAUAUGUGGCAUUUGUUUAAAUGUUUCAGAUGUUGCUUCAGCAAAGAUUUUGCCUUGCAUUCCAGCCUGCAAACAUGAAUUGCCAGAUUUGUUGACUACAAUAUUAGUUGACUGAUUGAUGGAGGUAAAUGCUAGAUCUACUCGAACAAGCGUUUAGCAGAGGUGCAGAGGGUUAAGGGUACUGUUGCUCAUUUUUGAGGCUAUUUUUGGUUCUGGAGUGUGAUAGGGGGGAAAGGGAAUUUUUUUAAAAAAGAUGGCCUUCUAAUAAGUCGAGGCUUUUUAAAUGAAGUAGUUGGUUACUUUGCACUUCCCUUAAACAUCUCAAAAGAUACCCAAUACUGAAUUUUUCAUUUAUCCAGAUUCUUUGGAUUUAUCAGUCAGAAGGCAUCAAUCAACUAGCAAACUGCUUGCCCUUGUUCCUACACACGGCGGCAUUUGAAAGAGAUGCAGAAUGAAUCCUCAUUGAAUCCUUUUCGUUAGGCAAAACAUUUGCACUUUUUCUCUUUUAAGUGUUGUCAGUGGCAAAGUAUUGUUCAUGCAAGCUGCAAAAGUUGGCUCCUUCACAAAUUAUAUGGUCUGUGGUUUCAAACCAAAAACCUUCAGGGAAUCCUUUUUCUGUUUUCUCCCCCCCUUCCCCCCUCCUUUGCCACCAAGGAGCCACUGUGCCUUGGAAAGAAUUCUGGAAGAGUGUACUAAGACAGUUCACAUGAGGUACUGGCCAGUCUCAUCAGGCCUCGCCACACCUUCUGACAAACUGUGGGAAUGUCCUCUAACACACCCAGAACUUCAUGGUAGGCCAGGAUUUAUAGUGGGUGGUAAUAGUGUCUGAACAGAAAACUUCUCUGCCCUUAUCUUCUCAUUGUAGAACAUCUAACAGACUUCCCAGUAUUUUCUGAAGCAUAGCAUGCAAACCACCAGGAUAAGGGGUGCACUCAUCAAACAGGGACUGAAAAUAUUUUAUUUUGGUGUAUGAAGCAAGAUUGCACCUCCCACCAUCUCCCCAGCUUUGAGAAGAUGCAAGAAUAAUUUGAAGAAUGGCGAGGGGGGAACUAAGCAGUUAGAAGGCACAUUUGAGCAUAGUUAAGUUGGAAGCAGGGACCCAGGUGGCGCUGUGGUUAAACCACUGAGCCUAGGGCUCGCUGAUCAGAAGGUCGGCGGUUCGAAUCCCUGUGACGGGGUGAGCUCCCGUUGCUCGGUCCCAUCUCCUGCCAACCUAGCAGUUCGAAAGCACGUCAAAAUGAAAGUAGAUAAAUAGGAACCGCUACAGCGGGAAGGUAAACGGCGUUUCCAUGUGCUGCUCUGGUUUGCCAGAAGCGGCUUUGUCAUGCUGACCACAUGACCUGGAAGCUAUACGCCGGCUCCCUCAGCCAAUAAUGCGAGAUGAGCGCGCAACCCCAGAGUCGGUCACGACUGGACCUAAUGGUCAGGGGUCCCUUUACCUUUACCUAAGUUGGAAGCAACGAUUCAGAACUAUCUGUACUGACCAGAGUGUGUGCUCUUCAUUUUUUUUUUUUAAAGAGAUUUUUAUUAAUUUUUCAAACAAGAAAUACACAAACAAGACAUAUAGUAUAACACUGUCCCUUCAUUUUCCCUCCACCCACCGGUCCACUUCUGCCACCAGUAGGGCCCGUGUGCUUUAGGAAACAAAGGGGUCCAAUUGUGAGUUGAGUUCUGCUUCCCCCCUCCCUCCUCCCUCCAUAUCCCCCCCCUGCCACUGAGAGAACAGGUAGGAAGGAGUUAUGGGGAUCUGCAUCCCCCAACUCUUUCAUAAUCAUAUUAAUAAACCUAGAAGAAGAAAAAAGAGAAAGAAAGAAAGGAAAAAAGAACAAAACAAAAACAAAAAGAAAAUUGGGAAGAGUUCAAACUUCCCAGUUCUUAUUAUUUUGACAUCUUAAUUGCGACUCCCUCGGUUGUCUUCCUCAUGGUUUUCCUUGCAAAUUCUAAUUACUUGUGGCGAAUUUUCCAACUCAGCUUCAAAUCUUAAUCUUGUAAUAUUAACUCAAUCCUCCUCCUUUUUCAUGCUGCCCUCCCACAGGUCCCCUCCUGCCACAAGAGGUGCCUGCAGGAUACAGCACUUCCAAGGUUCCAUUUCCUCCUCACCCCUCUGGGCACCCCCUGCCACUGAGUGCCUCAGAGUAAGGAGAGGGGGGCAGGCAGCUUUCUGCCUAAACACCUCACUUAACCUGCAAUAAUUUACAGUAACUUAAAAAUUCUUUCCAAGCCAUUCUUAUACUCCCUUAAGGAAACAUAACACUUUUUUCCCUUUCUUUUUUACAUUCCAUCUCUUCUCCCUAAGUCUUUUCCCCCCAAUUGGUUCAGCAUUUCCAUUGUCAUGCCAAGAUUUCGAAGACCGUCUUUCAGAAACCAAAACAAUACCUUUUAACUAAAGUUUUUACCCCACACCCAUUCUUUCCCAAGUCCAUCUCCAGGCCUUUGCCCCCCCCUGCCCCUGUCCUUCCCAUCCCUCAAACACCCCACUCCACAUUUUAACCCCUCCAGGAGCUUCAAAUCCAUUAAACUUUAAGUCCCUUAGUCUCUCAUCUUCUUGUUCUGGUUGUUUUUCUUCCUUUUGGAAGUCAUAUUUUGCUUCAUCCCAAACAAAUUUGUCACAGUCCAAGUCCUCUUCCAGUUGUUUCUCCUCACACACAGUUUCAGAAUCAGCAGUCUCCAAAUUUAGAUUUAAAUUAUCCUCUAAGUCCUGGACUUGGACUUCAAUCUCAACUGGUGGUAAGUUGGGAUGAUGCCAUUCCUUGUAGAAAUCUUCCCAUGACAGCAAGUAGUUCAGUACAGUCUCCUGGAAGGCUCGAGACAGCUUUGUUUUCAUACCUCUCGUAACCGCAGAUAAACAGGGGGUAGGGAACAAUGGGUACUGGAAAAUUCCUCUCUCAGACGAUCGACUCCAUUUUGGCUGUUCUUUUUCUUGAUUCUUAACUCAGUCCCAAAUCCAUUCUUACUUCCAAUUUAAAUAGUUCUUUCACUUUUACCAACAAUUUUUCCUGUUCACAGCAAUGCAAUCCAUCCACCCGGUCUUUUGACAGUUUGACAGCUUUUGACAGCUGUCAAAACACUCUUCCCCUUAAAGCCGCUGUACCUCAAGGGGUGCCGGACUCGGGGGCUGAGAUGGUUCCAAAAAGUCUUUUUUCCCUCUCAGGACCACAGUUUCAAAUUCUUUCGUUUUUCAGCUUUGGAUUUUUUUUUUUUCCCAAACGCCUCCCAGUUUCCCAUUAGGAAGAGACCGGCUUCCGUUUCUUUAAGUCUCUCCUAUUUUCCAAUCAGCAAAUUUAGGAUCCCGAUCAAAGUUCCACUUACUUCUUUAGGAAUCUUUAGUAUCUAAUCGGAAGAAUCCGCCGCUUGCCGGGUCAGGACUCGGAGCUUCGCUUUCCGGAGGUAAGAUGUGGCCCAAAAUGGCUCCCGCGGUUCAACCCCACCGGCUCACGAUCGCUCUAUUGAGCUCUCGGGCGGCGGGGGAUCCGCCAAACGGAGCAGCCGCUGGACGCCUGAGUCAUCGGAACUCUCGAUCCGAUGCUUUUACGGGGAGUCCGCUCGCUCUGCGGACUUCCCCCCCCCUCCGAGAAGCCAGGGACCUCGGCACGCGAAGUCCCUGCGUCCUUCUCACCGCCGCGACGAACCGGAAGUGCUCUUCAAACCAUUAGAUUCACGCUAUGAAUCAGCUGUUUGGACUAACUCAUUUCCACAAGACGUAGAUGGAACUGUGAGCAGGACACAUCUUAACGUUUGGUAGUGGCAGUGGGCAAGAAGUCUUCCUUCCUUACCCUGCUAAUAAACCAGAAUGCAAUUAGUGAUGUCUAAUGUAACACGUUUCAAACUUUUUUAAUUGAGCUGUACGGUUGGGGAAAUGAGGAUGUUUUAAAAGGUUCAUCAUGUACUUGGUCUGCCACUAAAUGAUCAUUGAUUCCCCCCCCCCCUUUUUAACUGAUCUAGGUUGUAUGUUUUAACAUUCCAUUUGUGUAAAAUAAUGUAAAACAAAAAGUUAAUUAAAAAAAAUUGAAGCACA